AUGAAUGUUCUUUUUUGGAACAUUCGGGGUCUGAGGAAGGCCACUGGUAAAAGGGCCCUUUGCUUGUUUUUGAGAGAGCAUUCUCCAGAUGUGCUGUGCUUAGCUGAACCAAUGGUUCAAGUAAGUGACUUUCCUUCUUUAUUUUUUAAUAAAUUGGGAUAUGCAAUAGAUUUCAUCCAUAACACUAGGCAGAGUAAAGCUCCUAACUUAUGGAUUAUAUGGAAGAUUGGUUUACCCCGCCCUGUAGUCUUUGCCUCUUCGGAUCAAUCUAUUUCCAUUCUCUGCGAUUGGUCUGGUAGCAAGAUAGGUCUAUCUUUCGUCCAUGCUGGAUCUUUUAAAGUUAUUCGCAGGAAUUUGUUGUUAGAGCUGGGGUUGCAGUUGUCCACUCUUAUCCCCUGGUUAGUAAUUGGGGACUUCAAUGCCACUCUAGCUUCUCAUGAGAAGCUAGGCCUUGGAGCUUUUAAUCUUGGAUCGGCAGCGAAAUUUCAGGCCAUGGUUGAUGGGAGAGAGCUUCUUCCUGUUCCCUCUCUGGGAAAGAAAUUUACUUGGUCAAAUAAUCGUCGUCGAGGCAAUGUGAGGGCAAUUCUGGAUCGCUCCUUUUAUAAUGAGAAGUGGCUUGAUUUCUUGAAGAAUGUAAAGCAGCGGGUCUUGGUGUCCUCAGCGUCUGACCAUGCCCCGUUAUUAAUAGCUUCAGACGAUAUUCCAAAGCCUAGAAAUUCCCCCUUUCGUUUCCACAGUUUCUGGAUGGAAAAUGAAAGUUUUAUUUCGGUUGUGGAGGAUGCUUGGAGAGAUCAGUUUGGUGGUGACCCUAUUUUCAUCUUGGCAUCCAAAUUAAUAAGAGUUAAAGAGUCGUUGAGACCAUGGACGAGGUCUACUUUUCCUAACUUGAACGAUGAGCUCGAGAAGGCAAGGUUGGGCCUCAAGGAGGUUCAAGAUAUGAUUGAUGUAGCUGAGAAGGCAAAAUUGAGAUGGAUAAAAGAAGGAGACUGUAACUCCAAAUUUUUUCAUCUAUCUGUGAAAUUAAGACGUGCAAAAAACCAGAUCACCACUUUGAGAAAGGAGAACGGCUCAUGGGUCUCUAACCAGAGUGACAUUGCUUCUUAUAGUUCUGAAUUUUAUCAGAGGUUUCACGAGGCUACUGAAACCAUUAUUCACAAUGACUUGUUAGAAAAUAUUCCAAGAGUGUUGGAAGAGGAUGAUGUGGCGGUUCUGGAGUUUGUUCCGAGCAGGGAUGAAAUCAAGCAGGCGGUGUGGGACCUGGACCCAGCUAGCUCACCUGGUCCAGAUGGCUUUCCUGGCAGCUUCUUUUGA
Molecule: messenger RNA, 1311 nt
Organism: Macadamia integrifolia
Lineage: Eukaryota; Viridiplantae; Streptophyta; Magnoliopsida; Proteales; Proteaceae
Exons: 2
Coding region: 1-1311 (436 amino acids)
Molecular function (GO): catalytic activity
Source: RefSeq, a predicted model, not a curated record